GCUGCUGCUGCACACACACGCACGUACAGUUAAGGCCACUCCCACUAACAUGUGAAAUUUGGAACCACACCUACAGGACAGAAGAAAGAUUUCACAACCGGAUCUUUCAGGACACUUGCAGCUCUCAGGAGCCACCGCCUCUGCUGAAAUAAGGUCUGCUGGGUAAUGGCUGCUCUCAGGGGUUUUUUCACUCUUGCCAUCUGCUUGCUGCUGGGGCAUCAGACAUUCGCUCAAAACAGCGCUCCCUGCCAGCGGUCCAAAUGGAACAACGGCUACAGCAACUUCGUCAAACGGCACAUUCGCCCUGGAUUGCCCACUUCUCUGGACAACAACGAAUGGGAGAAGUACAUCAAGGAUUACGGCGGCUGUAGCAGGCCCACACAGUCUUUCCUUCACCCAUCAGAACUGGAAAGGGUGAAGGCUGUGUGCACCAAGACGGGGGGUAGGAUGUACCAUGAGAACCUGUGCAUCAGCGAGCAGCCUUUUCGCUUUGUCACAGUGAGGAGUGAACCGGGGACCUGUGGGAUCAAGAGCGUGGUUCCGGAAAAUAAACAUCUGAUCCUGGCCUGUGAAGUGCUGGAAAAUCAGUGCCUGCCCGUGCAUUUUGAGGGAAACCCUAAAAAUCUAAAGCCUGACAACAACGCCAAAGACUGCCAGGACCCACAGACCAGAGGCCAUGCGUCCAGCUUCACAAUGUCGUGGUUCCAGUUGUUGUUUGUUCUUCUCAUAAUGAUUCAUGUCUUUUAACUUUCUUUUAAAUUUGAGCAACACGAUAUAACAAUUAAGUUUUAAUCAAUAGUCAUUUUCCUUCUGGAAAACAUUUCAGCAGAACCAUUUAAAGUAUUGAAAUUAGAUUUGAAAAGGUUUUGUUUUAAACUCUCACAUCACCAAUAUAUAAACCACUUUUUUUCCCCAGACUUUUAAUUUGUAAAAAUUUAUUUUUAUAACUUUUAUGAUCAUACGAUUAUUUGCAUGUGCGCCUGUGUAUCUGUGAGUUUGCUUUUGAUAUUUGUGCAACGCACAGGAGGGUUGAUGCUUGAUCCAUUGGCAUUUCAUUUAAAGAUCGUACAGAUGUGACCUUUUACCGUGUUGUGCGUAUUGUACAUGAAGAGAUGUAAGGGAAUUUUAUGACAAACCAAUACACUCGUAUAUUCAGGAAGUUUUUUUCCUUUCGUCUAAAGGGAAUAAAUUGUAUUGAUAUGCUCAAGGGAUUGUAUUUAAUAAAUGUACGGUAUGAAAUAAUAAACUGAAUUCAGACAAGUGUA
This is a messenger RNA of Scophthalmus maximus (turbot), 1265 nucleotides long. RefSeq lists its product as uncharacterized. The transcript has 2 exons. Lineage: Eukaryota; Metazoa; Chordata; Actinopteri; Pleuronectiformes; Scophthalmidae. The coding region runs from base 166 to 747 and encodes 193 amino acids. The record is from RefSeq and is a predicted model, not a curated record.